Penicillium argentinense is the source of this 285-nucleotide messenger RNA. RefSeq lists its product as uncharacterized. Lineage: Eukaryota; Fungi; Ascomycota; Eurotiomycetes; Eurotiales; Aspergillaceae. The transcript has 2 exons. The record is from RefSeq and is a predicted model, not a curated record. The coding region runs from base 1 to 285 and encodes 94 amino acids.
AUGAAGUUUAUUCUGGUUUCUCUUGCCCUCGCGGUGACUGCAAUUGCCGGAGGUGGCGACGGCGGCGAUGGCGGAGAUGGCGGCAAAAUCUGCAAAAGCGGCCAAAGUGUUGUUUGUUCCAAGAACGGAAAUGGAGGCCUUUUGACCCUGGGUAAUAUCGCAACAGGUGCACUGGGAAGCAGUUGCUCAGGUGGCGAUGUUUACUGCUGCGACGACAAAUAUGUCCAGAGUGGCUUGGUGAACCUGGACGUGAAUGCUCAGUGCAGUCUCAAUCAUCUUCUCUGA